AUGUGGAAGUUUCAAUUCGCUCUAAUUUCGUUGCCAUUUCUUCUCCGUCCAGAGUAUCGAAGUGCAACUGUCUACAAGGACACUUUCCUGUCUCCCACAAAAUAUACUAGCUACAGGGGCAAUAAAUCGAUAUCCAGCAGUUGUGAAAUAGUAUGCGAGAAGCAUCGCGGAUUGCACUUGAGAGGUAUAAAAGACACACGCGGUGAAGAUACAUGA
This is a messenger RNA of Sclerotinia sclerotiorum 1980 UF-70, 216 nucleotides long. RefSeq lists its product with no specific name. NCBI's taxonomy places the organism in Eukaryota, Fungi, Ascomycota, Leotiomycetes, Helotiales, Sclerotiniaceae. The record is from RefSeq and is a predicted model, not a curated record. Bases 1 to 216 code for a protein of 71 amino acids. The transcript is spliced from 2 exons.